Messenger RNA from Megalops cyprinoides (Indo-Pacific tarpon), 4691 nucleotides. Its product is annotated as cytospin-A-like. The transcript is spliced from 16 exons. Gene Ontology annotation, cellular component: microtubule organizing center; filamentous actin. Bases 146 to 3511 code for a protein of 1121 amino acids. Gene Ontology annotation, molecular function: protein binding. Lineage: Eukaryota; Metazoa; Chordata; Actinopteri; Elopiformes; Megalopidae. The record is from RefSeq and is a predicted model, not a curated record. Gene Ontology annotation, biological process: actin cytoskeleton organization.
AAACCCGCGAACAGUGACGGUUAUUUCACCGAUUAUGUAUGUGUGCGAGCAUUGCCGCUGUAUAAAUGCUGCCGUCGAUCGCGCCGCCGUUAAAUUCUGUCACGAUAAUCUCAAAACGAACUGAAGCGACUGCGCCAGGAAAGCCAUGUGUUCUCCGAGCAAAGCAACAGCAAACGGAAUCCGAUUGCGCUGUAAAUGUAUCAGGAACCGAGAUCCCGGAAUGAAGAAAGCGAACCGUCCAGGGGUCUCCGCCCCAAGGACUGCAGGGACGAGUAAGACCCAGACAGGAGAGCGGGUGAAGAGCGACAUCACCACCAUGGGCACUGCGACCAAGACAUCCACCAGGAGCUCUGCCACUGCACCUCUGUCGAAGGUGAAGAGCAGUGAUGAUCUGACCACUGUGGCUGCAGGCGGGGUACCUGUGAGCAACAGCACCGGUGCCAAAACCACCAAAAAGAGCAGCUCCACUCUCCCAGCCUCCAGCACCACCACCUGCACUUCCAGCCUGGAGGGGAAAGCCAGGGCAGGGCACCCGCAUGGCUCCUCAUCCAAACGGGGUACGUCAUCUGUCCCCAAGGAUCGUCCGCGAGAGCGCUCCCGAGCUGCUGGGAGCAGCAAGCUCUCGAAUGCAGUGGGUCCCAGCGACGUCACUCAAGCCAGGCGCACACGCAGCCGGGCUCUGGCUGAGUCUGAGGCUCGCAUGAGCAAGUCCAAGUCGGACGGGCAGAUCAGCGACCGAGCGGAGCUGGAGUCCAAGGUGACGGACCUGGUGGGCGUGGCCAAGAGCAAGGAGGCAGAGAUCCAGCGUCUGAAGGGCGCUCUGCGGGACGUGAGGGCGCGGCUGGGCCUGGGUGAUGAGGACGACCCGCCCAGAGAGAGGGACGGCUCCGCCCCCAUCAGCACCGCGGACGUGGGCUCCACCUUGCUCCUGCUGCAGGGCCAGAACCAGGGGAUCCGUGGAGAGCUGGACCUGCUGAAGAGAGAGAACCGCAUGCUGAAGGACCGGCUCAACGCGCUGGGCUUCUCCCUGGAGCAGCGAGCAGACGGGCCUGAGAGGACCUCCGGCGGCCUGUCGCCCAGCCCCGAGCCGGGUGUGGACGACCUGCUCCACGACCCGCCCCGCCACAGCGGCUCCACAGACAACCUGGACAGCGAGUCCAGCGAGGUGUACCCGCCCGUCACCUCCAGCGACGACGCCCUGGACGCGCCCUCCGGCUCCUCCUCGGGCUCAGAGUCGGAGGGCGCCCCGCCAGGCCGCCAGCGCCGCCGCGAGGGCAGCAGCAGCAGCGUCAGCGAGGUGUCGGUGGCCUGCCUGACGGAGCGCAUCCACCAGAUGGAGGAGAACCAACACAGCACGGCCGAGGAGCUGCAGGCCACGCUGCAGGAGCUGGCCGACCUGCAGCAGAUCGCCCAGGAGCUGAACGCGGAGAGCGAGCGCCUGGGCGAGGAGAGGGCCGUGCUGGUGGACUCCCUGUGCCAGCAGGGCGACCGGCUGGAGCUGUACGGCCGGCAGGCGGAGUACUUCCGCUCGCUGCUGGACGAGCACCGCGUGGCCUACGCCGUGGACGAGGACGUGAAGAGCGGCCGCUACCUGGAGCUGGAGCAGCGCUACGCCGAGCUGGUGGAGAGCGCCCGCUUCGAGCGCGAGCAGCUGCUCGGCGUGCAGCAGCACCUGAGCCGCGCCCUGAAGAUGGCGGAGCAGGACAACGCCGAGGCGCAGGAGAUGAUCGGGGCGCUGAAGCAGCGGAACCUGCUGGCGGAGCGGGCGGCCGAGGCGGAGCGGCGCGACCGGGCCGAGCUGGCCGCCGCGCUGGAGGGGUGCCGGGCGGCGGCGGGCGGCGACCGGGCCGAGCUCAGCCGCUGCAGGGCGCAGCUGGAGCAGGAGAGGCAGAGGGUGGCGGAGCUGUACUCCAUCCACAGCGCCGGGGACAGGACUGACAUAAGCCACCUGCUGGACAGCCUGCAGCAGGACAAGGAGGAUGCGGAGAGAAAGGCCAUGCAGCUGGGGGAGGAGCUGGAACACACCCGCAAUGAGACCGCCCGAAUGCAGGACACCCUGCAAAAGAUGGAGCUGGAGUUCCGGGGUUUCCGGGAGGAGGUGCAGCAGCAGCUUGCUGACCAGCAGCGGGCUCUGGAGCGCCAGAGGGUGGAGCUGCAGGAGAAGGAGGCGGAGAUCGGGGAGAUGAAGGACACCAUCUUCGAGCUGGAGGACGAGGUGGAGCAGCACCGCACUGUCAAGCUCCAUGACAACCUCAUCAUCUCUGACCUGGAGAACUCCGUUAAAAAGCUGCAGGACCAAAAGUACGACAUGGAACGGGAGAUUAAGAUUCUGAACCGCAAGCUCCGGGAGGAGUCAGCGGAGUGGCGGCAGUUCCAGGCCGACCUGCAGACCGCCGUGGUCAUCGCUAAUGACAUUAAGUCAGAGGCUCAGGAGGAAAUAGGAGACCUACGGCGCCGCCUACAGGAGGUUCAGGAGAAGAACCAGCGACUCAGCGCUGAGCUGGAGGAGCUCAAGAACCGCAAGCAGGAAGAGGAGAGGGGCCGUGUAUAUAACUACAUGAACGCGGUGGAGAGGGACCUAGCCGCUCUGAGACAGGGAAUGGGACUCAGCCGCCGCUCCUCCACCUCCUCCGAACCCUCGCCCACCGUCAAGACCCUCAUCAAGUCCUUUGACAACGCCUCUCAAGGUCCACUUCCAAGCGCAACUACAGCAGCUGUUGCAGCUGCUGCAGUUGUUGCCACGGCGAUGCCCCGGACACCCCUGAGCCCCAGCCCACUGAAGACUCCGCCCGCUGCAGCCGUCUCUCCUAUACAGAGACACACCCUCAGUGGGAGCGCACCCAAAGCUCUUUCCUCACUGGUGGACAAAAGACCAAGCUAUGCGGAGAUCAGCGUGCCAGCAGAGCACCUCCUCCGUCCAUCACCUGGACCUCGCCCUGGCUCUGCCCUUCAGAGAGUUCCCAACAUGGACUCCUCUAAGGCCAUCCCAGCGUGUCUGAGCGACGGCAUCGUGCGCCGGAGUGGCGAGGAGGUGAAGAGGGACAUGUCUGUGCCUGAGAGCAGCCCCGCCCUCUCCCUCAUGUCCACACCCUCAGCCUCGCCCACCGCUUCCGUCACGCCCACCACACGCGGACGCCUGCGCGAGGAGCGCAAGGACCCGCUGUCUGCGCUGGCGCGGGAGUACGGAGGAUCCAAGAGGAACGCGCUGCUCAAGUGGUGCCAGAAGAAGACAGAAGGGUACCAGAACAUUGACAUCACCAACUUCAGCAGCAGCUGGAAUGACGGCCUGGCUUUCUGUGCUGUCCUGCACACCUACCUGCCUGCCCACAUUCCCUACCUAGAACUCAGCAACCAGGACAAGAAACGGAACUUCACUCUGGCCUUCCAGGCAGCAGAGAGUGUCGGAAUCAAAUCCACAUUGGACAUCAGUGAGAUGGUACGGACGGAGAGGCCCGACUGGCAGAGCGUGAUGACCUAUGUCACCUCCAUCUACAAAUAUUUUGAGACCUGACCCCUCACCCCUCCUGCAGAGACUCUGCUGCUUUUGGGUUACGCCACAUUCCUGUCCGUCAGCCUUGAACUGUCAGCCAAUAAGCACACUCCGCCAAGAUACCUCAACCAAUAGGAAGGGGUAAAGGAGACUCUUGGCUUUCACAUUGUCUGAAGCUGAAAUUGUGAUCUUCCAGUGCAUGGCCUUCUCUCUUUCCUGCACCCGACAUGAAAAAGCAAGGGAGAGCGAGCGGACAGCUGUGCGACUGAGUGGUCACUGAACUCCUUAAAGUGUUUAUUUGCCUUAUGCCGCCACAUCUCAGCAGAACCAUGCGCUGUGCGUCAAAGCACCUUUCCCUGGCCAUCUUUCUUUCCUCUUAGCUGCCAGGCUCCAUGGCCCAUGCAGGUGGGAAAUGGAUCACCAUUUCUAUUUCCGGUUUGUACGCGCAUCCCUGCUUCGGUGCCUUUUCCCCUCUGCUGGUUGAGCAACAUCAUCGGCUGUGCUGCCUCAACCUGGCAGGAGGCCGAAAAACCCUCAGCUAAGCUGCUCUUCAUGCCACUGUUCAUCCCAGUGCAGUCUGCUGGCAUCACGUAGGCGACACAUAACAUGACCUUAAGAGAAACACUAUCAGAAGGUUGCAUCUCAGCCAGGUGGCUACUGAGACAGCACACCUAAGACCUCUUGCCUUUUGAAAGGUCCUGUAUUUGUCGUAAUUACAGAUUGAGUUGCCUUGUGGAUAUGGUAUUUGGCACAUUACUGAACUGAUAGGUCACAAGGAGUACUGUAAGUAUGGCACUAAGCCUUCCCUGGUCCAUAGUGCUUGGUGCUGUGGUAUCACUGAGAUGGAGUUGCGUUUUGACCCUACAACACACUGUUCGUGAGACUGCUUCAUACCACAGCCACUGAACUGCAGCCUUGGCCCCAAGCGGUGCAGUUGGCAAAGCAUUUGCCUUGAGCACAGCCUGAGCCCUAUGGCCUAGGAUUAAUACCAGCCGUGUCAUUUGUUGACAAUGACCAGGAUGCCACAGAGGUAGAGUGGGUUGGCUUUGCUACACUGGGGAUAGGGUUGGGUAGGUCAGCCAGGGUUUCCUCAUCUCGCUGUUCUCAGGCACACUGCGAUUCUUCAGGACCACCACAAGGGCUGUCAUGCAGUGUGCAAAUCCAUCUUGCUCUUAAGUGUUAAGCUUUUCAGAGGUGUGAA